Messenger RNA from Hydatigera taeniaeformis, 786 nucleotides. Lineage: Eukaryota; Metazoa; Platyhelminthes; Cestoda; Cyclophyllidea; Taeniidae. The record is from the annotation of a GenBank genome assembly.
UCAUCCUUAAAAUUGUCCUUUUGUAAUGGUUGUAGAAGGGGUUCGGGCUCAGCAUGCAGAAGCAUGUUUGGAGGUUUUGUACACUGGGAGCGAUCUAGACCUGACAGUGAACAUGUCCCUCAGUCUGUAAAACAGCUCUUCCCUUGUACUCACUGGCCUGAACUUCGCGUUCUUAUCUGUGUGAUCUCCUCGCAUCACAAAUCGGUAUCCUCUAGGGAAGCGAUGCUUCGUACUGUGACAACUAGCCCGCUCUACCAAGAGGCGAGGGCAACUGUGGUCAGACACCGUUUACCCCGCUUUAUCGACGCGUUUGGACAACGGGAUUUUGCUGCUCUCGCUGAAUUAACAAUGCGCGAGAGCAACGAACUGCACGCUUUCUGUUUGGACUCCUGGCCACCUGUCGUUUACCUCAAUUCUACUAGUUUUGCUGUCAUGGACUUUGUUCAUGCGCUAAACCAACAUAUGCACCGAUAUGUGGUAGCCUAUACCUUCGAUGCAGGCCCAAACGCCUUCCUCCUUACGUUGGCGGACGACGCGCCUCUUGUUCUGGCUCUCCUCGCGGAAUGCUUCGGCGAAGUUGAAGGUAAAAGAGGCUUGAGUGGUUAUGGGGAUGAUUCGGAUAAAAAGGGACCCCAUAUUGAGACUCACACGGGUCAUCUUGAAGUUGAAGGCAUUCAGUACUCCUCAGAAGUUGAUUUAUCCGAUCACAGGGGGUUUCUGGAGUCAUUCCCACGAUCCGGUGGAUCGAUUCAGUACGUCAUUAGCACAGAGGCAAGUUACCGUUAG